Macrobrachium nipponense is the source of this 1059-nucleotide messenger RNA. RefSeq names its product CCR4-NOT transcription complex subunit 11-like. Bases 1 to 1044 code for a protein of 347 amino acids. Lineage: Eukaryota; Metazoa; Arthropoda; Malacostraca; Decapoda; Palaemonidae. Gene Ontology annotation, cellular component: CCR4-NOT complex. The record is from RefSeq and is a predicted model, not a curated record. The transcript is spliced from 7 exons.
AUGUUCAAUCAUGCUUGUGUAAUAGGAUUUCCAGGGGAUUGGCCAGUAUGUCAUGGCACUUCAAUAGAGUUUGUUGACCACAAAGAAGUACUCUACAGUACUAGUUAUGGUAAAAGAUGGCUGUUAACAUUCAUCUACUUAUGCAGAAUAUUAUCUGAGGAAACCGUAGAGCGUGCAACCUUGGAGCAGUUGGUUCAACAAAUAUACCAAAACUUCAAUAAACAGGAUUAUUUUAAAUUGGGAAGUGCUUUGGUGUUUCUUCUUCAACAACCAGACCUUUUACCAAGUCCAACUCAACGUUUGUCAGCUAUUACUAUUCUUCAUGAAUUGUACAGAGGAGAACCACCACCUAGCAAUCCAUUUUUACCAGUGUUUGUCAAUCUACUGCACCCACCAGAUGAUAUAGCAAAAGGAAUUGGGAAAAAAUUAGAAUUUGCUGGUCAGCUGCCCAGAAUCAGUCCAUCAGAAACCGUAUUUUUAUCAACCCUCAUCACAGACAAAAGUGGCAAGGAGUUACUGAAAAGAACAGCAGCUCAGAUCAUGAGUCUGGAUGUAUCGAAUCACCCUCCUGUGGACACAACUGCCCUCAAAAUGAGCUUAACGGAAGUCCUCGCUGAUCGUCCCUGCACAGCCAAAAGUGCUAUUCCCGUUGUUUAUUCCCAUCCGCAAGCGCUACCUACACCCGGUUUGUUGAGUGAAAUUGGUCAAGUCAAGAGAACCUGUGAAGCUUUACUUAGUGGUCCAAAACCAACUUUAGCACAGCAAUACUUUACUCCUGAAAUCAUCAGACUAACACCCCCUUUACAUGUUGCUGAAGAUGAGCUGGUUUGGAUAACGUCUCUGGAUCGUGCAGAACAUAAAAUAACCUAUGACUCAAGUAUGUGUGUCCUUAGCGGAGGAGACGCGGAGGCAAAGAGACUGAUGGCCAAAGCUUUCAAGGAAACCUUGUCACUACCACAACAGCAGCACCUUUUGGCAGAGCUGGACAAAGACCCUCGAAUGGUUUACCAUACUGGGCUGACUCCGCCAAAGGUUGGUUACUGAUCUUUGAAUUAGUAU